AUGGCAGAUCAAGUUAUAAAUGCACCUGCCGCACAUCGACUGAGAGACAUUCAAAGGCCGGUCGUGGUAAACAACCCUUCAUGCAUCAGGAUCACGGAUGAAGCUCAUAAUUAUGAGCUUAAAACCAUUCAUCUCAAUAUGUUACCGCAAUUUAAUGGAACAACACUUGAUGAUCCAUUGGCUUUUAUUAAAGAAUUUUAUAGUGUGGUAGAAACUUUUCCAUUGAACAGGUUGACGGAAGGUGAAUUAAGGAAACGAUGUUUUCCUUAUUGCAUGAAGAUGAGUGCGAGGACAUGGCUUUUGAACUUGCCUGAAGGGUCUGUCAAUACGUGGCCAGAUGUAUAUGAUGCCUUCAUCAUGAAAUAUUAUUCUCCACAGAAGACUCUUGACCUUCGCGGCAAGAUAUAUAAUUUCACUCAAUUGGAUGGUGAACCAUUCCAUGAGGCGUGGGAGCGCUUCAAGAUGCUUCUUGCUCAAUGUUCACAUCAUUGCUUUGAUGAAUUAUUGCUAACACAAAUGUUCUUUGAAGGAUUAACCAUGAGUGGGCAAACAUUGGUGGAAACGGCAUCCGGAGGAAGUUAUGGAGAAAAGACGGCGACCGAAAUAAAUAAUUUUUUUGAAAAUGUCGCUCUAAAUUCUCAACAAAGAGCCAUUAGAGGACGAAGGGCAGCCGUCCAUGAGGUAUCUUCACAUCAUGAUGUUAUGUAUGCCAAUAGAGUCCAACCAGAGGAAAUCAAUUUUGUUGGCAAUAAUCAAAAUAAACCGCCAAGGAACGACCCGUACCCGAACACUAACAAUCCAGAGUGGCAAAAUCAUCCGAAUGUUUUAUGGAGAGAUUCGAACAAUGUUAAGCUGCAAAGACCAUCUGAAUUUCACCAAAACAGACCAACACCUCCACUACAAGAGAAGAAACCUUCUCUCGAAGAGAUGAUGGUUCAAUUCAUGGCAAAUCAGAAUGGACAUAACAAUAAAAUGGAGCAAAGGAUUAGCCAGAUUGAACAAUCAUUUCAAUCUUCCAUUCAUGAUGUGGAGCUUCAACUGGGAAAAUUGGCAAAUAAGGCGAGAAUGAAGUUGAUGAAGCAUAAAAAAAACAAGGCGGGCAAAUCAGUUGCUAUAAAUGAGAGAACGAAAAACAAGGUGGUAGAAGAGAGCACUAUAGAGAAACCUCCACCGAAAAUCAAGGAAUAUGUACCUCCAAUUCCAUACCCUCGGCGACAGAUGAAGAGGAUAAACGAGUUGAAUUUUCAAAAGCUUCUCAACAUCUUCAAGAAAAUUCAAAUCAACAUUCCUUUUACCGAGGCCUUGGCACAAAUACCAUCAUAUGCAAAGUUCUUGAAGGAGAUCAUUUCUAACAAGAACAAAUUGGAGGAGUAUGCAACAGUGGGCUUGACUGAGGAGUGCAGUGCGAGAUUGCAAAGGAAAUUACCUCCAAAGUUGAAAGACCCAGGAAUUUUCUCUAUCCCAUGUGUUAUUGGUAAUGUUGAUGUUGCUAAUUGCUUAUGUGAUUUAGGUGCUAGCAUCAACCUGAUGCCACUAUGGCUUGUGAGAAAGCUAAGAAUAACCAAAAUGAAACCUACUACGGUUUCAUUACAACUGGCAGACAGAUCCAUCAAAUGA
Mercurialis annua (annual mercury) is the source of this 1617-nucleotide messenger RNA. RefSeq lists its product as uncharacterized. Lineage: Eukaryota; Viridiplantae; Streptophyta; Magnoliopsida; Malpighiales; Euphorbiaceae. The record is from RefSeq and is a predicted model, not a curated record. The transcript has 3 exons. The coding region runs from base 1 to 1617 and encodes 538 amino acids.